GUUAACCGCAAGUAGCGAAGGGAGCCACAUGCGAGAAUUACGAUGCAUCUCCCUAUCGAGCCGUUAAUCUCGAAUAGCACAUGAUUCAUGAUUCAUGCCGUAGUACUUGCUCUCUUUUUUUUCCUUCUUUACGCUUUUUCAUCAUCAUGGGAUAAUUUUCAUUUUCUCGAAACUCAUCGUCGAUUGGAGGUUAAUUGUCAUCUCUUUAAUUCUAAGCUAGGCUAAGUCGCGACAAAAUUUAGUGUGUACCCGUCCGACGAGAUGGAUACCGAGCACGUACUGAAGAACGACAUCGGACAAUGCUUGAAAUUGAUAGUGUCCGGGAACGACGCGACUGUCAGCGACGGCUGGCUGAUGCUGCAAAAUCUUCAGGAUCGCGAAUUCAACCAGCUGACCGACUGCGAGGAGACGCUGAGGGAUAUUCUCCGAGGCGAGAUAGCAAAUAUGUCAGAAGUGCCGAAGAUUAUGGCUUGGAUGUCGGGUUACAUCACGGAGAAACGUUUCAACAUCAAUCCCAUUUCCAACGACGUCGCCGUGCUACUGCGAAAAACGGAUAUCGACGACAUGUCGCACCUGACUGAACUUCUGAGCACCCUGGCGGAUCACAGGGUGUAUCUGCCUAGAUCGGCGAAUCAUACGAAACUCUGCGAGGCCAUAGUCACAAGCCUGUCUUCCUUUCAGAUGCCCUUGGAGCCGAAGAAAAUAACUGAGUUUUAUGACAACACCGCCAAGAUUCAACAUUUUCUAAAAGCCCUUUGUUCGAAUACAAAAAAUGGAGAGCGUGACAUUCUCAUGUUUACCUGUCUUCAAACUUUAUAUAACAUCAUAUCCGAUACAAAUAGAAGACAGGAACCAGGUCCGGGACUCGCUGCCAUAUUGCAGCUGGUAGAAGCUUCCGUUAUUCCACAGGCGGUAGACUGGAUUCUAUCCCAGUCUCAUACCGACCAUCAACUAAUACAAGCCUUGAAAGUUUUAUGCAACUGGCUCCCGAAAUGGCUUGAAGAUCGACUUAGCGUUUGGAUAAUGGAAUUCAUACGUGGUUUGGAAAAGCAACAUAAAUAUUCCACCCUUCUUGAAUUAACGGAAUUUUCAAUAGACAUAGGAAUGUUAAUGUGUAGAGUGUUAUUGAUACCAGUGAUCCGCCAGAAUGCUUCUAACAUUAUAUUUUAUAUCUUGAAGAGGCAAAGUUCAUUAUCAUUUGUUCAGAAUGUAGUUAAGAAGAUACCGGCAUUAAUAAAAGGCUUGAUGAAGGAAAAUUCAGAUUCCAGUAAAGACUGCAUACAGAAUUUAGUUGAUAUCAUGAAAGUAUACAGCAAGAGAUUUUCUACCUGUAUGCCAUGUGGAAAUGCAGAAAAUUAUCCUUUUCCUGUACCACCACGCAUGCAAGUUGUUAAAGAACUUUGCAGGGAGCCAGUAUGGAUAGAUGAAACAAAAGAAUUUGAACCAAUUGUAGAACCAGAAAGGCCAUUAUCUGGAAAAGUUGGACUAUCCAAUCUUGGAAAUACUUGUUACAUGAAUAGUGUAUUGCAAGCGUUAUUAAUGACCAGACAAUUCUGUCAAGAAGUAUUGAAUUAUCGUCCCUUAAAUGAAUCAAGUAAAACACCCUUGUUAGAAAAACUUCAAAAUUUAUUUGCAUUAUUAUUAUAUUCUAAGAGAAUAUGUUUGGCACCAACUGAAGUAUUACGAGCAUCAAGACCAACAUAUUUUUUACCUGGACAACAACAAGACAGUUCAGAAUUUUUAUGUCAUCUUUUGGAUGUUCUGCAUGAACAAGAAAAAUCUGCCAAUACAAACUGUGGAGGGAGUGAUAAUACGGCGACUCUUAAAUGUAAAAUUGAGAAACAGGAAGACUAUGUAACGUUGCCAAUGGAAUCAACAAAAAGUAUUAUUAAGCGUUGGACAACUGAAGAAGAUCUAACAGAAGGUUUAGCUUUACAACGAAAAACUCAAUCAUUAGCGGAUUUUACACGAGGUGAGGAGCUUGGACAACGACUUAGUGAUUCUCAUUCGGAUUCAACUGACAGCGGUAUACAAUCCGUAGGUGGUGAAGAAACAGGCACAUACACAUCUCUUAUACACAGGGUACUAGGCGGAGAGUGUCAAAUCACCUACCAAUGCGCACAAUGUGACACUAGUUCCCGCAAUACGGACAAAUUUCGUGAUCUACAGUUGUGCUUUCCCGAAGAGAUACAGGAAAACCAGGAAGUAUCCGUUCAGGAUCUUAUCAAUUAUUAUCUUACACCAGAGAAGCUUACGGGGGAAAACAAAUAUCGAUGCGACAAGUGCAUGAAGUUGUGCGACGCGCAGAGGAUCAUUACAAUUCUACAAGCACCCGCGCAUUUAAUUCUGACACUGAAACACUUCCGAUAUGAUUUCGAUACUCGACUAAGGACCAAACUUCGGCACAAAGUAGUAUAUAACGAUACCAUACAAUUACCGGUAUCGACGAUACCAUAUACCGUAGCCGAAACGUAUCAUUUGUACGCCGCUGUCGUGCAUUCCGGAUAUAGCAUGGAUUAUGGGCACUAUUUCACAUAUGCUUGCGAUUCCAAGCAGAAUUGGUACAAAUUUAACGACAGUUUCGUAACGCAAACUACAUUCGAGGACUUUAAAAGCUUGAAACCUCCCGAUACGCCCUACAUAUUGUUCUAUGAAAAAUCGGGAGCUCAUGACGGGAUGUACGAAGAUGACAAGCCUGAAUUGUCGACUCUAAAUAAACGUAUACAAGAAUUGAUAGCAAAUGAUACUACAGAUUAUAUAGAAGAGUUGAGACGUCGAGCGAUAGCGUCGCAACGUAGUCAAUUUCUGACAAAGCCUUUGAGACAGCAUAACAAUUCCGACGAUGAUAAUCCGCCACCCAGUAGCUGUCGUGGUGCAAUCGACGUCCCGGCGAGUCGUUUUCUUUAUUAAAUGAAAAAUCUAUACGAAUAACAAAUCUUGCCAAUUGCAAACACUUCUGUAUUUGUUCUAAAUAUUUAUACAUACAAAG
Messenger RNA from Pogonomyrmex barbatus (red harvester ant), 2989 nucleotides. RefSeq names its product ubiquitin carboxyl-terminal hydrolase 35. Gene Ontology annotation, biological process: protein deubiquitination. NCBI's taxonomy places the organism in Eukaryota, Metazoa, Arthropoda, Insecta, Hymenoptera, Formicidae. The record is from RefSeq and is a predicted model, not a curated record. Gene Ontology annotation, molecular function: cysteine-type deubiquitinase activity. Gene Ontology annotation, cellular component: nucleus; cytosol.